CUCAAGUUGCCUUUUGGCAGCUGCUUGUCACGUCCAGCGCUGCGCCUCAUCCACCGCAGCAUCUCCGGCUCUCUUCAUCGACGAGCUCGACGACGAUGAGCUUCCAAGACAUCGAAGCUGGCUAUUCAGCCAACCCGUCGUCGUCCGGUCCAAUCUCCAGCGAAGAUGCCGCUUUCAUGUCCCUCCAGUCGUCCCUCUCUCUCCAGGUUUUCAAGAUCAAUGCCAACAUACAGGGUAUUCGCAAGCUCGUAGAGCAACUGGGAACGCAAAGGGACUCGAAUGUGCUCCGGAAACGGCUGCAUGACUUGACAGAGAGCACCCAGUCGAUGGUCAAGCGAGGCUCGGAGGACUUGAAGAAAUUGGCAGUCCUUCAGGGUGGUCUUUCGCACCAACAUGCCUCCUUGCAAAAGACAUCUCGCGACUUUCAACUGUCUCUCUCGUCGUUCCAACAUGCGCAACGAGCUAGCGCAGAGCGACAACGAACAGUCGUAGAGGGCGUUCGUAUGGCUGUGGAGGACGACCAUGACCAUCAUCAACCGUCGGACGACCCUGUCCAACACCAAUCCCUCCUCCUCCAGUCCCGUCUCUCACCGCACGAACUCGCAUACCAGGAAUCUCUCAUCCAAGAGCGCGAGAAUGACAUCAGGGAGAUCGAGUCGGGCAUUCACGAGCUCGCAGAGAUAUACCGAGAUUUGGGGACGAUAGUUGGAGAGCAGGGGGAGAUGAUUGAUAAUAUCGAGGCGAACAUAUCAUCAGUAGCCCUGGACACCUCACGGGCGUCUGAGGAGCUCACAACAGCUGCACAUUAUCAACGCAAGGCAGGGAAGAGGGCCGCUUGCCUUAUGAUUGUCCUUACCAUCGUGACGGCUAUCGUCUUGUUGGCUGUCCUGUCCUAGUUGCUGUGGCGUAUUUUCCUAUUUAUCGUUAUAUGCUAUAUGCAAUCUUUUCCUCUCUGGAGGCUCACGCCCGGUUUAGCUCACAUUUACCCUAAUUUAAGAAGCUACUAUCGGGUGGCUUGUGGACAUAUAUCUAGUUUACAAGAUCUUACAUCUGUAGUGAUGAAUGAGAUCUUGUAUUGUAUGUAACCUAACGUCUAGAACAUGAUAGCAAAAAACAAAAUACUACAAAG
Messenger RNA from Desarmillaria tabescens, 1129 nucleotides. RefSeq names its product t-SNARE. Lineage: Eukaryota; Fungi; Basidiomycota; Agaricomycetes; Agaricales; Physalacriaceae. The transcript has 6 exons. Gene Ontology annotation, biological process: intracellular protein transport; Golgi to vacuole transport; vesicle fusion. Bases 96 to 896 code for a protein of 266 amino acids. Gene Ontology annotation, cellular component: membrane; endomembrane system; SNARE complex. Gene Ontology annotation, molecular function: SNARE binding; SNAP receptor activity. The record is from RefSeq and is a predicted model, not a curated record.